This is a messenger RNA of Hemicordylus capensis (graceful crag lizard), 513 nucleotides long. RefSeq names its product HscB mitochondrial iron-sulfur cluster cochaperone (gene HSCB). The record is from RefSeq and is a predicted model, not a curated record. The transcript is spliced from 6 exons. Gene Ontology annotation, biological process: [2Fe-2S] cluster assembly; protein complex oligomerization. Lineage: Eukaryota; Metazoa; Chordata; Lepidosauria; Squamata; Cordylidae. Gene Ontology annotation, cellular component: mitochondrion. Bases 1 to 513 code for a protein of 170 amino acids. Gene Ontology annotation, molecular function: protein-folding chaperone binding; ATPase activator activity.
AUGCUCCCACGAGUCAGGCGGCCCUUCAGGCAGAAGCACCUCGAGCGGAGCUUCCGUGUGGACACAGCCCAGCUGCAGCAUCGCUUCCGGAGCUUGCAGCGCUUGCUGCACCCCGACUUCUUCAGGCAGCGGCCCCAGGUGGAGCAGGACUUCUCGGAGCAGCACUCCGCCCUGGUCAACGAAGCCUACCGGACGCUGCUGAGCCCCCUCCGCCGGGGCCUCUACCUGCUGGAGUUGAGCGGCAUAGAGCUGGAGAAGGGGACGGACAGCGAGGCGGAGCCUGAGUUCCUGGCAGAAGUCAUGGAAAUGAACGAGAAGCUCCUGGACGCAGAUAGUGGCGCUAAAACAGACGAGAUGGAAAGCUUCAUUGCAGCUAAACAGGGGGAGCUGACUGAGAGCGUGAGCAGAGCCUUUGACCGAGGUGAUCUUCAGGAAGCCAAAAAACUUCUAGCCAAAAUGAAAUAUUUUGCCAACCUAGAAGAAAAGGUGAAGGAGAAGAAGAUCCCUUCCUGA